Messenger RNA from Chelonia mydas (Green sea turtle), 2475 nucleotides. RefSeq names its product thromboxane A2 receptor (gene TBXA2R). Gene Ontology annotation, molecular function: thromboxane A2 receptor activity. Gene Ontology annotation, biological process: positive regulation of blood pressure; positive regulation of cytosolic calcium ion concentration; inflammatory response. NCBI's taxonomy places the organism in Eukaryota, Metazoa, Chordata, Testudines, Cheloniidae. The record is from RefSeq and is a predicted model, not a curated record. The transcript has 3 exons. Bases 555 to 1631 code for a protein of 358 amino acids. Gene Ontology annotation, cellular component: plasma membrane.
AAUGGCCCCAGAUCUAGUGAGAAUAGGCAGAGGAGUUUGGACUGAGUGGCAGUUCCUUCUGGUAAAUGCCACGGCGGUUUUUGAACCUUACCCUGGACUUGCUUCAGAAGCAGUUAAAAACAGCAAUAAAGCGCUGACUGUAACCCUGGUUUAGUUUCAUAUUAGAAGGUCUCUAGGAUCCUGCAUCUUGUCCCAGGCUUUGGGAAACCAGACACCAGGAGGCUCAGUCAUUAGCAGGUGAGAGGAGCUAAAGCCUUUGGCGUUGGUAGCUGUUUCUGAGUCAGGAGGAGUCCCAGCAGAGCCAGCAAGCACGGGGGUGUUUGGGCAGAGUAGGAUCUGUGCCUCCUGGGCUGGUGGAGCAACCUGGGCACCUCCUGCUGCUUCUCUGGCGAACGAGUGAGCCGGCAGGAGUGAGGCUGGUGCAGGCAGUGCCCAGCCCGCAGGAGAAGGCCCCACCAGGCUGCGGCACCGUGCAGCCCAGCUAUAGGGAAGCCAGAGCCUGGGCUGUGGAGGUGCCGUGUGCGUUGGGGGAGCCGCCCUGCCCGUGGCCAGGGAUGGAGGCCAAUGGCAGCAUGGCCAGCGAGAUGGGCUCGUGCUUCCGCAGCACCAACCUCAGCACCAACCUCAGCGAGAACGGCAGGAAGCUGAUUGUCUCACGCUGGUUCUCCACCGCCUUCGGCAGCAUCGGCCUUGCCUCCAACCUCUUUGCCCUCUGUGUGCUGGUCAGCUCCUCCCGGAAGAUGCACAGCCGUGCCCGCUCCUCCUUCCUCAUCUUCCUCUGCGGCCUGGUGGUGACGGACUUCCUUGGCCUGCUGGUGACCGGGACCAUCAUCAUCUCCUACCACUUCACCAAGUUCAACUGGAUGGUGGUCGACCCUGCUUGCUACCUCUGCAAUUUCCUGGGCCUCUCCAUGGUCUUCUUCGGCCAGUGCCCGCUGCUGCUGGGCGCCACCAUGGCCGGGGAGCGCUUCUUUGGCAUCAACCGCCCCUUCUCCCGCUCCACCAGCAUGUCCAAGCGCCGAGCCUGGUUCAUGGUAGGCAUGGUCUGGGCCUUCUCCUUCUCCCUGGGACUCCUGCCCAUCCUGGGCCUGGGGGACUACACCCUGCAGUAUCCCAACUCCUGGUGCUUCAUCACUCUGCUGCAUGAUGCCAAGAACGUCACCUUCUGCCUGAUCUUCGCCCUGCUGGGCAUCCUGGCCGUAGGCCUCUCCUUCCUCUUCAACACGGUCAGCGUGGUGACGCUCUGCCGGGUCUACCAUGACCGCGAGUCAGUGCAGAGGCGGCGGGACAGCGAGGUGGAGAUGAUGGUGCAGCUGGUGGGCAUUAUGAUCAUUGCCACCGUCUGCUGGUUACCCCUGCUGAUAUUUAUCAUCCAGACGGUCCUGCAGGAGCCCGCCCCCGGCUUGCUGCCCCGACACAUCCCGCGGCAGACCGAGGAGAUGCUGCUGAUCUACCUGCGCAUGGUCACCUGGAACCAGAUCCUGGACCCCUGGGUCUACAUCCUCUUCCGCAGGGCUGUGCUGAAGCGCAUCUACCCCAGCCUCAAGACGCGGCCCUCCAUCGGCUCCCUCUACCCCAUGCUCAACACCUCCCUGCGCCGCAAGCUCACUCAGGAGUCCGUGCUGCAGUAGCGGAGGGCAUCUGGGCGGGCAGCGGGCCCAGAGUAGGCACUGCCAGGGCCACCUGCUCGGGGGGCACGAGGGGGGAGACAGGCCCCAGCCCUGGACUCGGGCUGCCCCAGGGACAGCAAGUUUGGGUUGGCACCUGAACCGAUGUUGCCUCCAAUCUCUGGACCCGGCUCGCCUGGCAGCAGGGAGCUGUGGGGCUGAGCUCCCUGCCUGGCCCCUGCAGGAAGCAUGAGGUUGGAUGCCUCAGCCGCGGGCUGGCAGAAUGGGGAUCUCAGCACCAGCUCCAAAUGCCACGCCCCAUCCUAGAUGAUGCCCAUGGUGCUCCUGGGGUGGGUGCUGAGAGCCCUGGGAUGGAGAUUCCCUCCCCCCGAAUUCGACCUCCCUGACUCUUGGCUUUAUGACUUGGGCAGAAAAGCUACUUUAAAAACCCAGUCCUUGGAGUAGGAGCCGCCCCCCCCCCCCACCGCGCACCCCAGCUGCAUCCACCGCCAGUGUGUCCCCCCCAGACUGCAAGUGCACCCACUCGUGCAUCACCCACAGGCUCAUCCUGGCUUCCCUCCCGGUGUCUGCCGACAAGCUGCACCCGGCGCCAGAUGGGCCGGGGGUCACGGCUGGAAUUUCCUGCCUGGGCCUUGGCUGAGUGUCGACCUCGGCCCCAUGGACAACAGCCCCCGCUGCUGCUUGGUAGGGAGCCAUUGUCCCUGCAGCCUGGGGAGGGGGCAGGAGAGGGCUGGGGGGUGCAGGAGGGAGAUGGGGCUAUCUAGAGGGGCAGGAUAGGGAUGGGGGCUGUCCAGAGGCAGGAAUAGGACAGGCUGGCUGGGGGACGGGGGCUGUCCAGGGGCAGGAU